This is a messenger RNA of Triticum dicoccoides, 2008 nucleotides long. RefSeq lists its product as uncharacterized. The transcript has 2 exons. The record is from RefSeq and is a predicted model, not a curated record. The coding region runs from base 250 to 1755 and encodes 501 amino acids. Lineage: Eukaryota; Viridiplantae; Streptophyta; Magnoliopsida; Poales; Poaceae.
CCGCCGAGCCAGUCCAUUCCCCUUCUUCCUUCUUGCCACUCCAGACUCCAGACUCCAUCCCCUUCUUCCUCCGCCAUCUAUGUUGCCCGAGGACACUUCGUCUCCGUCUCCGUCUCCGUCUCCGUCUCGUGUUUGUCCAUGAAUCCGGUUCCGACUACAACCUGAUUCUUAGACCUAACCCUUCUCUCAAUAAGUACCACCAGAGUCUUAGAUAGGGGUACGCCUGUGUGAGAUCACACAAGAUCCACCAUGUCGCUCAAAGGCUAUUACGAAGCCUCGUUGUGUCCGCCGGCCGAGGAUGAUGUGUUUGCGGCUGCAGCGGCUGCGGCAAAGUGGGACUGGGGGGAAGCCCUCCUCGAUCGCGCGGCUUACAUGGUCGAUAAGAAAAACCAUACUUCCGCCCGCUGUCGAUUCAGGAGGGACGUCCUGGACAAGAGGGAGGUGGAAAUGCGGGUCACAUUGUGCCUCGCCCCGCCGCCUCUCGUCUCCUAUUUCUGCUGCCACGCCUACUACGCGGACGACAAAGGAGAAGACAACCGAUUGUUCAUCAGCGAGCCGUCCAUGUUUGCCAUGGAGGGUGACCUUGCACUUAUCACCCUCUGCCACGGGGAAUUCCACCCCUCCGCCAUCGACAACAACAAGGGCUACUAUGAAUACUUGGUGUACCAGGCAGGGAAGGAGGAACUCACCCGGCUCCCGCACCCCGACCCCUGGAUGUUGCCAAAUGAGAGAUCCCACUGCUUCAAUUCCACUUCGAUUGCUGUCGUUCCUUGCAGCAGCAAAUUUCCCACCUCAGUCCUCAGCCCCUCCGUCACCGGCCCUUCUCAGGAUGAUGAUGCCUGUGGUGCCUACAAAAUCGCAGCGCUUGGCAAGGACUUUUUCCACGACUCUGCCAAUGGCCCACACUACCUGUGCAUCUAUGACUCCAAGACCGAGGCUUGGACCCGCAAGGCAGGUGCUAUUCCACAGCCUCUGCUGCCGCCAUCCGACUUCAUCUCCGACAUGACCAUCACCAUCGGCGGCAAAAGCGGUGGCAUCGUGGGCUGGGUCGACCUCUGGAGUGGCACGCUCCUCUCCGACGUGCUAGCCGACGACACCCCCUUCCACCAGUUCCGCUAUGUCCCCCUUCCCGAGCCGAGGCAGCCGCCAAAUCGCCUCCCUCUUGCCGUUGACAUUGCAACCGCCUUUAGGGACAUUGUCCUUGUCAAAGAGACUGGCAUCAUCAGGUUCGUCGACCUUCAGGUCCACGGCCAACCCGGCAACCCUUUCUCAGAAAUCCCUAGUGGCUGGACGGUGGUCACAUGGACAAUGGAGGGGCUCCGUAGGGAUUCGGUAACCCUGGGUGAUAUGCGUUUCAAGCCGGAGCAUGAAGUCCAUUCUUGUGAUAUUGAAAACUACGAUUUGCCCAAAUCUGUCUUUGUUUCCAACCCCAUUCUCAGCUCCCACAAAGAUGGCAUAUUGUACCUCAGGACCACUGUCAGCAGCAAAACCGACAGGAACUCGCGAGUUAUCGCCGUUGACAUCAAGAAUAAGAAGCUGCUGAAGGUGGGUGAAUUCGAUAUGCGAAGACCCAACACCUACAGGCGCACUACCAUCUCCAGCUAUCUCAAGCCCCCAGUCUCAAAGGAGAAUAUGAAACGACGAGCCCCGGUGUCUAUGGGAUCCUCUCGCAAGAAGCCACAGCAGCAGCCCGCCAUCACCAACCCAGCUGAGGGAGGAGAGGUUUAUGUCGGGGAUGUAAUGGACUUACAGUAGGCGAUCUUUUCGGGUACGAGUGCCUUCGAGGCACAUACCAUCACCACCGGAGAAGUACCCAGGGUGGAGAUCGAGAGUGUUUGCUUCUGCUUUCGUGUUAACUAGCCAGAAUCUGAAUUUUAUUUAUUAAGUAAGGCUAUAGAAGAUUCAGCGGACAUGUACGAUGGAUGUCUGAGGCUAGUGGAUGUAUUAUAAAUCAUUAAUGAUAUUUGAGAAAAUAUGCAAUGACAGCAGUGACACUGCUUAUUUAUAA